CGCCCUGUUCUGCGCAUGCGCCUCCCGCCGCGCACCGCCCCUUCUGCCGCGCGCAUACGCAGUGCCCGUUGUCUCCCUCCUCGGGGCAGCAGCUCGGCGGCCGCGCUGCCCGGCCCGGCGCGGCCCGGCCCGGUGGAGGGAGCGGCGCGGGGCAGCGGCGAAGCGGAGGGUGGCUGCCAGCAGCGCGGCUCGGCUGUGCUUGGCCGGAGCUUUGUGUUAUUCUUGGAAAGUUUCGCACCACUUGUGAAUUCCUUGAACCUUGGCAUUGCAAGCCCACUUCUGUUGGGCCCUCCUCCUUUACAGCUUGCACAAAUUAAGACACAGUUGGCUCUUCAGCAAUUGACCUCAGUUGCUACCAACCGUUCUGCACCUCCUUAUGCUUGGUUAAAUCAGGCAUUUCUGAAAAGCGCAAUGUUUAGUCCUAGAGGAACUUUACCUCAGAGGCCGAGAGGACCUAAUCCAUCCGGCACAAAGCCUCCAGGCUCCUUUAGGGGAGGAGGUGCGGCAGGUCUUCAGAGAAAGCCUGCUCCUGGAACACCUCAAGGGAUAUCACAAAGAUUUUCGGGCCAGGAAACGUUUCAGUGGACGGGUUCACAGAGGAUAAACGUUCGGGUAACUCUGCACAGGGCUGAUCCGAGGAAGGUAAAAGAGAAGACGAACCUACACCAGGAGCAGAAGGGAGAGCCUCGCACAAGUUGCUGGGAUAAUAGCCCGUGCUCGGCUGGGACAACUGGGCAAAAGCCACCUGCCUCAGCGCGGAUCGCAGAGCAGAAUUCAAAUGCCCAGAACCGCUACACGCCAGAAAGUGCUUCCAGCAUUUUAGCGAGUUUUGGGCUGUCUAAUGAAGAUUUGGAGGAACUCAGUCGCUAUCCAGAUGAUCAGUUAACGCCUGAAAACAUGCCGCUAAUCUUGAGAGAAAUACGGAUGCGUAAGAUGGGUCAUUCUUUGUCUGGUUUGCAUACUCAGAGCCGAGGAGAAGAAACGAUUGGUGGUACAAGUGGUGGCGCAGCAGUCAAGAGUAAAGUGAUUGAUUAUGGGCAUGCGAGCAAAUACGGUUACACUGAGGAUCCCCUUGAAGUGCAUGCUUAUAAUCCUGAAGUGUUAACUGAAGAUCCUCUUGAAGCACGCGUCUAUAAUCCUGAAGCAUCAAGUGGAGAGAAUAGAGAAGACUUCCAACGAGAACAGAAUAUGUCGAUGGGUGUCCCACCAUCCAGUGUGACGUGUAAUCCGGUGUUUCCAGUUGAAGAGUUAAUAAAACCAACGGGGUUCCAGAAUGACUCCUCAAAUACUCGAUCAUUCUUUCCAGCUGAGACUACAGGAAAGGUGUCUGCAUUGUGUGCAACACCCCCUGGACUCCCCGUGGUGAAACCCGUAUCCCAGCCUGCAAUACCGCCUGUCAUGCCACCUAUGAUGCCACCUAUAAUGCCACCCUUGGCCCAGCCCAUGAUGCCACCUGUCAUACCGCCUCUUGUCCAACCGUCUAUGACCCAGCACGUAAUGCCACCGAUGACCCAGCCACCCUUUUCAGCUGAAAUUCUUGCAGCUAUGAGCCAGCACGAAAGAAUUCAGCACGAAUCUGGGACAAGCCAGUCUAAUGCCCAGAGCAGCUCAGGAGCAGGACAGAAGCCCUUCCAGACACAGGCUGAGGGCCCAAUUAAAUCUCCUUUUGGUAUUGUGAAAGCAUCGUGGCUUCCAGUGUUUCCCCAGUCUGAUGCCCAGAAGAUAAAAAGAUUGCCCACUCCGUCAAUGAUGAAUGACUACUAUGCUACAUCUCCAAGAAUAUUUCCACAUAUGUGUUCUCUGUGUAACAUUGAAUGCACUCAUAUGAAGGACUGGAUUCUGCAUCAGAACACUCCUUCUCACAUUGAAAGCUGCCGCCAGUUACGUCAACAAUACCCUGAUUGGAACCCUGAGUCUCAUUCCUCAAAGAGAAAUGCUGGUGACAGAAAAGAAAACCAGACCCCAAAGCGUCGUUCCAACUCUGCCAGUCCCAGUCCUAGACGUUCGAGGGUCACAGGCUCCAGCUAUGUUCUUCGCCGAUCACGAUCAAGAUCCAGGAGCCCUGGCCGCUUCAGGCCAACGAGGCCAAGAAGUCGAAGCCCGCGGCAGAUGCGUCGACUUAGCCCCAGACACAGGUCAAGGUCACCGCAGCGAUCAAGAAAUCCACUAAGAACUAGUCCACGGCCUCAGAGAUCUUCCAGUAAUGAUUGGUCAUCAAGGAGGUCAACCCGAUCUCAAGACAGAAAGGCAGCUCUGGAGGCAGUAGUGAAAAGUUUGGGACCUGGCUUUGUAGCAGAGUUCAAUAAACAUAAGUCACUUCAAGCAGCUGGGCAAGGAUCUUCGGGAUUGGGAAAAUCACCACCCUCUCAUGGACUCCUAGGGAAGAUGCCUGGAAAUAUGAAGAAAGCAUUGAAAACAGGAGUUUCUCCAAAGGCUUCAAAGACAGACGUGCUUUCUUUGCCUGGGUCAAGUUCUUCAUCUCCUGAAACUGAUGAUUUAUCCCAAGGCAAAGAAAUGGAAGAGGAUGAGGAAGACUUACCCACAGGAACCAGUGGACCUCGUCCUACUUCUUCUAAUAGGCUGUUGAGAGAUCAGUUGUUGAGUUGUGGGACAGUCCUUCAAAUAUCUGAUUUACCGGAUGAUGGCUUUUCAGAUCAAGAUAUUAAAAAAAUUGUUCAGCCUUUUGGCAAAGUUAGUGAUCUCAUUGUACUUCGCUCUAGAAAUGAGGCCUUCUUGGAAAUGAACUACAAAGAAGCUGUGAUAGCAGCUGUGAAAUAUGGUGAAACUGUGCCAGUGCUGGUAAACGGGAAACGGGUGAAAAUAAGUGUAGCCGAAAAGCCGAAAGCUUCUCCUGGCCAAGCCAAAAUGAAUGUAAAAAAACGGGCUCUGAAUAUUAAAAAAGUUGCACCAAGUACAAAAAAAGAUCAGAACACUAUCACUAAGACAACUAAAUCCAUUACAGGUAAAAAAGAAAGGACUAAGAAGUCAGUGAUGAUGGGAGAUAGUAAAAUCAAGAAAACUUCAAAUUCUGCGGCAGUAAAAUCUGUAGAUGAAGACCUUCAGACAACAACAGAAGUGGAAACGGAAGUUGGGGAAACUAAGCUCUUGGACCUGAAGACCAUUACAGAAGGGGACAGUGUUACAGAGCCUGAGAAGCCAGCAGAGACUCAGUCCAAAGUUGUGACUAGUCCUGCGCCUGUACUGGAGAAACUUGCACAGAUGCCUCAGGUGGUGGUGUUGGGCUUGGAUGAGUUUAAUGAAGCUUCCUUAAUUGAUCAAGAAGCUCUGAUAACGACUACAAAGAGUGAAGAAUCAACAGAACCCGCUAGCAAGGAACUUGAUGAUACCUGUGUGGUUCUUAUUUCAAACUUGCCUGAGAAAGGAUAUUCUGUUGAAGAAGUUUCCAACCUAGCAAAGCCCUUUGGAGGACCGAGGGAUGUGCUAAUUUUAUCAUCUCAUAAAAAGGCCUAUCUUGAAAUAAAUAGAAAAUCUGCAGAUUCCAUGGUUAAAUUUUACACCUGCUUUCCGAUGUCGCUGGAUGGAAAUCAGCUCUGCAUCAACAUGGUUCCUCAGUAUAAGACUAUAAAAGAUGAGGAAGCAAUAUUUACUGCUUUAAUUAAAGAUUCUGACCCUCAGGUGAAUACUGAAACCAUACGUAAUCAGUUUGUGCAUCUUGGGAACUUGCCAGAUGAUGGAUACAGAGAACUUGAAGUAGUUUGUGUGGGACUUCGAUUUGGAAAAGUAGGCCAUUACGUUGUCCUGAAGAAUAAAAACAAGGCAAUUCUACAGCUGGAUAGUCCCAAAUCAGCCAGAUCAAUGUACAGCUUCCUGAAGCAAUAUCCGUAUAAUAUGGGUGAGCAUACAUUGACCUGUACAUUGUCACCCAAUGGAGAGUUUGUUGAGGCUGAAGUUGUGAAAAAAGAAGUGAAGGAGGAACCAAGCAAAGGAAGCUCUGGCUUGAAAAAAUAUCCAGAGGGAUCAGGAGUGGUGCAAACAGCAGCUGCUAAUCCUCCAGUAGAGCCUAGUGUGGCAAAGAAAGGACCCAUUUCCAUCUCUAAUGUCAAAGACGAGAUGUCAGCAGUACAGAUAGAGCCCUCUGAGUCCCAUCUUGAAAGAGCAGUAAGGGGGUCUGCUGCAAGACUGGCAGAAACGCCUGUGGAGGAAGCGGAUGCUGGAGUUGAAGUUACUGUGGCAUCUAUCAAGUUUGCUGACACCGAAUCGUCUGAAGCGAAGUCAGAAGAGAUGCUGCUGCUGCCUUCCAGUGUGGAGAAAGAAGAGGCAGUUAAAGAUAAUGCUGAACUAGAGCUGUUCGAACCUGCUGUCGUAGCUGCAUCAGAGGAGGAAAUUAAAGCAGAAGAUGAAGAGUUGCCUGCUCCUGCCAUUGAAUUGCCAGAAGAGUUGUCCGAUGUGGGUAAGGCUGAAGACGUGCCGUCAGGUUGUGCUGUGAAGCCGGCAGCGUGGGAAUCAACAGGGGCCGUCCCUGGAGCGGUGCCCCCUGAUUCUGACGCAGCUUCGGUGGAGGUGGUGUCAUCAGUUGUCACACAAACAGACAACAAGUUGGAUGCUCCUGAAAAAAAUCCUGUUUCUGAUGCUGUGAGAACCGAACAUGAAAUGUCUGUAACUCCGAUAGCGGAGAAGAAACCUGUGCUUAGAACUGGGGUGGCCAUGGAGAAGAAACUGGAUGUAGCUGGAGCCGACAGAGAGACGAAACCAGAAGAGCCUGCAUUCAGAGCUGGAAGAGCUGUGGAGGAGAACCCUGAAAACUUUUUGGUCAAGACUGGGGCAGAGGCAGAGAAGAAACUUGAACAAUCUGUGGCCAAGGUUGGGGCUGUUGUGGAAGAUGAUGCAAAUGCUGUCAAUGAGAACAACGAGGGAAGUUUAAUCAAAGCCCAUCAAAAUAAAGGAGCAGGACCAGCAAAAACUGAUGAAGCCCACAAAGCAGUUACGUUAAACUCUUCUUUAUCUGUCAAGGAAUUUUCCUCUGUUGGGAGAACGAUUUUAAAGGCAGUGGUGUCUCUUCCGGAUAUAUCAAAGUCAAGGGUUCCAGUACAGAGAAAAGAGCCUUCCCUGUGUAAAGGAGGGGAACAGAGAGCUCCUUUGAAACCUGAGACCCAGGGCCAAGCAGCAGUGGAGAAGAACAUCGCAUCAAAAGAAGCAGGUCACCCGAAACCUGGUAACAGCCGAUCAAGCCUGGGCGAUGGCAGCGGCAAAUGUAAAGUGAACAGAAGUUCUGUUGUUGAUGGAAAGGGAGGCAAUGGGAGGAAUUCAUCUCAGCAAGAGAAGGACUCACGAGAGGAAUCUAGGGCUAGUUCAAAACAGUCUCAAGAGGGAGAGAGUAGAUCAUCCAGCAUGAAGAAAGACAACAGCAGCAAUAAGGCUUCUGUUGGUGGCAGUGCUAAAGCUUCAAAAAGUGACACUAGCAGCAGUGCAAAACAAAAGGAGGAAGAAGAGCUGUUUCCAUUUAACCUGGAUGAAUUUGUUACUGUGGAUGAGGUGGUAGAGGAAAUUGAGUCUCCUGUUAAAACACGGCGAAAUCCACCAAGGGGUAAGAGAAAAGAUGGUGCUAAAAACAAUUCUUCUGAGCCUAGUUCCAAGAGAAGGAAAGGGAAGAGCUCUGUGGCACGCAUCGCUGAAAGUGAACACUCUUUUGUCACUUUGGAUGAAAUCGGUGAGGAUGAGGAUGUGGCUGCACAGCUAAUGGGAGUUGUGAAUUUAGAAGCGCUGAGUGACCCACAGGGCCUCGUUGUUGUGGAUGAAGUGAUGGAGGAGGAAGAACUUAUGUCAGAAGCAGUAAAGGAUCCACAGUCGCUUGUUACUUUGGAUGAGAUAUCUGAGCAGGAGGACUUUAGUUCUCAUAAAGAUGUCCCUGGGUCAGUUUUCGAGGAGCGGGUUUUGAAAGCUGAACCCUUGGUAACUGUAGAUGAAAUUGGUGAAGUUGAAGAGCUGCCCCUGAAUGAACCUGCAGACUUGAAUAUUGAGGAUGUGCUGAAACACAGGGAGGAUGAUAAAGUGGCCGCUGAGGAUACUGGAGAUUGUGCUUCCUCGCAGGUGCCCGAUGAUCCCAGCGCUUUAGUGACGGUUGAUGAAAUACAAGAGGACAAUGAAGAUAAUCCUCUAGUGACUUUGGAUGAAGUUAAUGAAGAUGAAGAUGAUUUUCUGGCAGAUUUCAAUCGUCUAAAAGAGGAGCUAAACUUUGUUACAGUAGACGAAGUUGGAGAGGAGGAUGAGGAAGAAGAAAAUACUUGCCCAGAGAAAAAUCUGAAUGAAGAUGAAGAUGAUGAAGACAUUGUUGCUGUUGCAGGACCAGAAGAGGAGGAAAUUGCUGCCAUUGCAGGACCAGAAGAGGAGGAUAUUGUUGCUGUUGCAGGACCAGAAGAAAUGGAAAUUCUAGGAGAUACGAGUCCAGAAGAAGAAAUGAUUGCAAUCUCAAAGUCAAAAGUAGAUCAGCUGGGAUCAGGAGAUAAAGAACCCGAGUCUAAGCGGAAGAAAAUGGCGUCUUCAGAUCUAUCGAAGACGCAGAGUGCUCCAAAAGAUUUGGAUUACCUCCUUCCAAAGGCUGGCUUUUUCUGUCAGAUCUGCUCGCUGUUCUACGCAGAUGAAACGUCUGUGAAAAAUCACUGCAAGACACUGCUUCAUCAGCAAAACAUGGAGAAAUUCAUGGCCAAGCAGAAGGAUGAGGAUAACGGUGGGGAAGAGCGGAGUUCAAGGUGAUCGGAGGAAAGAAGAAUUCUUUCAGUGAAUUAAACUUAGGGUCCAGUCAAUUUUGUGUAUUUUGUUAUGUUUUAAUUUGUAAUUUUGUUUCAGAAAGAAUCAUUUAUGUUGUAUAAAUUGAGCUCAGUAUAGACAGACUAAAAGAAAAACAUACGGUGGCUUUGAUUUAUAUAUCAAAUCAUCUGACUUGGAAGAGACUUCUUUUACAAGUGUUGACAUAAAAUAAAUGUUCUUACUGUAUAGUUAACACCA
Molecule: messenger RNA, 6963 nt
Organism: Falco peregrinus (peregrine falcon)
Lineage: Eukaryota; Metazoa; Chordata; Aves; Falconiformes; Falconidae
Gene: ZNF638
Product: zinc finger protein 638
Exons: 26
Coding region: 16-6711 (2231 amino acids)
Biological process (GO): RNA splicing; regulation of RNA splicing
Cellular component (GO): nucleus
Molecular function (GO): mRNA binding; zinc ion binding
Source: RefSeq, a predicted model, not a curated record